This is a messenger RNA of Oryza brachyantha (malo sina), 807 nucleotides long. RefSeq lists its product as uncharacterized. NCBI's taxonomy places the organism in Eukaryota, Viridiplantae, Streptophyta, Magnoliopsida, Poales, Poaceae. The record is from RefSeq and is a predicted model, not a curated record. The transcript has a single exon. Bases 1 to 534 code for a protein of 177 amino acids.
AUGGCUUCCACCGGGGAGAGCUUCUGGAAGUCCUCCUCCGUGCGGCGCAUCAGCCAUUUCUACCCUCAUCUUGCAAGAGCCAUGGCGGGCGUGCAGUCCAGGGUGCUGGCCGACCCGGUCUACAUCUGCGUGGAAUGCAGCGCGGUUCAGAAGAACCAGCAAGCCAUGGCCGCCCACUGCAGGAUCCACAUCAACUCCGACGGCAUGGAGAAGGGCACCGUGAGGCACAUCAAGUACAACCCUGACCAUACCUUCUCUCUGAUGUGCCAUCCAUCUCCUGACCAGGUGUUGCUGAUCCCCAACAGAUCUCCGAACCCUAACUUAUCUUCUGCUAGCGCCACUGCGUCAGAUAUUCUGCAGAAGUGCGUCGAUCUUGGCUAUAUUCGGCGGCCAACGUCAGUUAAUGCCAUUCGCAAUGUCUUUGCCUCGGCUGCUACUACGACAGCAGUGCUUGAUCUGACACUCAGGUUGGGUCAAGGAGCUACUGCUGCUGACAACUCCAAUCAGCAGAUCAUAAAAUCCCUUUUUUCCUGAGUCAGGUUAGGUGACUGCUGCGAAGAUCGGUGGUGUACCCAAAUUAAGUGAGUUAUGCAGGGUUGGAUACUUGGAUCUGGCUGCCAUGCGAUUGUAGGAUGGGAUAAGAGAUUCAGACCUGAGAAUUCAGAUUCUCAUGAGAUUCAUGCGUCUAUGUAUUUUUUAGUAGUUUUGUUUCCUAAGGUUGUGGUGUAUCAGUCAGCUGUGUAUCUUUGCUUGGUCGAAAAGAGAAAAAUGUAUCAGUGUGAUUCAGUGUUAACCAUUUGAAUGUAC